UUGUUUCAGGCUUUCAGCACGUUACAAAUGGCAGCGGGUAAUGCACGCCAACAACGCGACUCCGAGAGAGAGCUUACGCUCCUUCCCGCUAUAAAUACCUAUCGCUUCUUUUAGACCGCCAAAAUUCAAUUCAAUUCUAUUCGGAAGAAGUCCGUUGCAUCUUGCUCUCCAGUUUCUCUUACUCUGUCUCUCUUUCAAAGUGAAAUGCACCUCAACGUCGACUACUUCUCUCCGAGCGAAAACCUAGAACUCCCGACCUUCCUCCGCCUCCCAGUCCCUCACCUCCCUCCUCCCACUCUCUCCACCCUCCCUGAUCUCAUCCCCUUCCUCUCGCCCCUCGACUACUCACUUCGAAUCCACCAUUUUCCCAUCGACUCCGCUCUCUCUAAGUUCUCCUCCGCCGUUCUUCCUCAAAUUAUUGACGAUGCCAAUCUCGGAGACUUUGACGUCAAUGUUCCGUCUUGGAGUGGAAAAGCUUGCUUCGACGAGAAUUGGCUUGUGCAGCAAGAGAACGGUAUUUUCUCCACAGAGAGGGAAGUGGAUGGCCAAACAACUUUUGGAUAUGAAACUCUAGAGAGUGUAUUGGCAAAAAAGGCUAAUGGAAUUGCUGUUGAUGAUAAGGAUGCAAGCAGAUGUGAUGUUAUCCAAUUUGAAACACCAGAGUUGGAUGCAUUGUUGGAAAAUGUCUGUUUUUUUGAGGAAGAGGAUGUACAAAUUCUGUCUGGAGUUCCAGAAAUUGAAAAUUGUCUGGAAAUGCUUAGGCAAGAGUUAAGAAUGCAGGACCCUUGCGAAGUUCAAGGACUGAUUUAUUCAGUUGAAGAUUUUACGUCAAAAUACACCAUGGAGCAAAAGGCUUAUGUCUUGGAAGAUGAUCGUUCUGUUCAGGAUCAAAUAUGCUGUCGUCAAAGCCUUUUUCCUUCCCUUGAAGUUGAUGAGACAAGUUUAGGAACUUUGACAUGCUUGUCUAUAGAGGAAGAACUUCUUUCACUUCUUGAAAAUGCUGAACACCUAAGUUGGCUUCAGAAAGAUAACAUGGUCAACAAUGUUGAGGAACUUUUGGGGUCUAGGGCAUGUGAUAUAUCACAGUUUCUUCUAGCUCAUUGUCUAUCAAAGGAUUGCCCUGAUCAUGAGUUGGCAGCCAUGGAAAAUUUCCCUGAAAUGGACUUCAUAAGCAUGGUGGAACAUUCACAGAUUCAAGGAAACCCCUCAUGUAAAGGGAAAUCGCAACUUGACUGUUUAUUGGCAGUGACUCCUGUAAUUUUUCAGGAACUUCAGUUUCUUGAUGUGGACUCAUCUCAACUUUUUGGGGCUGUCUUUAACAGACAGACGGCAUAUGAACCAGAAAAGUGUGACUGGUUGUUCACGGAAGACAUGAACUUCAAAAAUUUCAAUGAAUUGAUUGUUAGUUAUGAGCUAGCUUUGGUUGAUAACACAUUCAAAUCAUUGCCUGUACCUCUUUUCUCUGAUGAUGAAAAGAUAAGGUCACUGUGCUCCAUUAUUGAGGAUAUACUAGCUGGCUUAGAACAACUGCCUCGAUCUGCAUCUGAUGAGAUAUACUUGGAUUGGCAUCUUUUGGAGGAAGAUAAAUGCAACUCUAGAAUUUAUUCUUCCUAUCAUAGUAUGUUGGAGGAUGUAGAUUCACCAACCUUUGAUUUUGAUUUGGGGUCUUUUGAUGAUGGGAAGUUAGUAUUUGAAAUUGUUUUCUCAGAUAAUGUUUUGAAUAGGCCAAAGAUAGAAGAAAAGAAGGAAUCGUUAAACUUACUUCAUCAUGGCAUAUCUGUGUCAACUGCUCAUGAUGUGGGAGAUAUUUCAAAAAAAUUGCUGGAUGAUGAAUGUCUGAAUCCUGGAAAUGGUGAACAAUUAGCCGAAAAGGAUGCUGAGAGAGCGUUUUUGUUAUUCAAGUCUAUGUCACAAUUCAAUGAUCUUGAUUUUUUCUUGAAUCCUCGGAAAGCUAGCGCUGGGGAAUAUAGUGACUCUGCUAUUAAGGCAGUUGUUGCUGAUGCUACAUUUUCUGAGGUUCCAUCCAGUAACUCAAGCACAGCAUGUGCAUCCACUGGAGUACAAUUGCAUCAUUGUGAUGUUGUGUCAUAUGGAGUUAAGCUGUCUGAUAUUAUUGUGGCCAUCGUAGACAACUUUGAAAAGAGCUAUCUAUCCAUCUUGCAGAAUGAAAGAGAGAUGAUAAAGACAUAUAUCCCAUUUCUAGCUGAAGAAAAUUUUAAAUUGCUCAGCCUUCCAAAACAAAAAUUGAUGGACUGCAUUAAGAAAAUAAACGCACAAGGAACCACCUCUCACAGAGAUGAAAAUAUUAAGGUAUUUUUUACCUUAUGUGCACUUAAACAGAUGGCUUGGUACGUGUGUUUUUAUGGAAUCCAUCCAACUCACCAAUACGUAGACAAGUUAUGCCAUAGUUUGGAAUUCUUGAGAUCGAGACUAGGCAACCUAUGGCCCUUGAUUGAAGAUGCAGGCAGGAAGGUUGAGAGAGAAAUAACUAGCUCACAUCCGUCCCUGACAUUUAUCCAGGAGAUUUUGCAUUCAAGCACUACCCAGGGUAAUUUGAAAGUGUUGAUUGUGGCUGAAGAAAUUUUCUGGUGGUCAUUGAGGAGUUUGUUGAUGUCAGUGGGAUUAUCAUUUAGUGAGUUUGAAAAUUAUUAUGCACAUGCAAAUCAAUCAGAUCUACUUAAAAAUGAUGAAGACUUCAUCAAUGCUAGAAUGGAUGCCUUGCUGGUUGCAGAUUGCCUAUUGGUAUCCCAUGAGCAUGUUUCUGCAUCGUUUCCCUUCAACAAAUUCGGCGUCAUCUUGGAAUAUGGUGGUUCGUGUGGCUCAUCUAGAAUAAACUGUCUUUCCCCAAAGUUGGUAGGGUUUCCUCGACUUCACUUCUUGAAAGUGGAACUGGAUAAAUCUAGUACUUCCAAAGCACUCUGUGAAGGUGUUGAUAUGCCCCGGAUUACAGAGAUGGCAACGUUAACUCUGCCCUACAUGACAAUGGAAGAGAGCGAGAAUAUGAACAUCCAAAAGCUAGAGAAACUGAUAAACUUUUUGCCCAUUGAAGGCAAGUUCACUAUGGGACCCUUGGGAGCUGCAGAUGAAGCAGAAGCUUGCUGUAUGCCUCUGCCAGUUCCUACAGUGCCAUUUGCUAUGGAAUCAGAGAAUGUUUCACAAAUCAUGGUACCUUCCCCUGAAAGAAUCAUUAUUGUGAACACACAAAACUUUGAUAAGCAAAUGAUAGUAUCUAGAAGAAGUACCUACCAAAGAAUUCUUGCAAUGGAGAACGAAGGAGCACAAGUUGUGGAACGAGAUUCAGAUUUGCCUGUGGAUGUUAUAAUCAGUUCUGCUAUUUGCCUAGUGUGGUAUGAUUGCAGAAACAUUGGAAAGAAAGCAGCUGCAUUAGAUGAGGCUUCUUCUUGCUUACCUUUGUGCAUUGAGAAUGUUGCAUCAAAUGUUUUAACAUUGCUGAGUUUUACUUUCAGUGGCUGCUUUCUGGUCUUCGAGGGAGAAAUCAGCUUCCUUUCCAACAUAAUGGAAUCAUCAGAUGGACUCUAUGCUGCAGCAGCGAGCCUGGGAAUUGAUUUACAGAUCUUUUGCUCCUAUUCAUCUGAGAUGACUGAUGAAAUUAUAUUGAGCUGCAUCAGUUAUGCCACUAAGUUGACCAAGGGCCUAUAUCCUAAAAUGCCUGAGUCAGAAACUCUUGCAGAGUCGUUUCUCACAAAAUUUCCUUCCAUUAAUCCUUUGAUGGCUCACGCUAUAUUGUCUUCAGGAGGCGUUCUCAUUGAAUUUCUUGAAUGGACACCUGAAUGCAGGACCCGUGCAAUCCAAAAAUAUAAUGUUUCUGAAGAGAGUCUCACAUUGUUUAGUGCUUUGUGCAAAUAUGGUGAGCGGGAGGAUUCUAAAUCAAUAAUGACAGACUGCUCCUCAGUAUCUUCUGGCCCUGACUCAGAAAAGUGUCAUUUUAAUAUUGGUUCUGGAAGAAGACGAAAACACAGCAGUAGCCCUCACAAAAUUGACUUACAUAUGGAUGCAUUAGUGAAUUUCGAGACAUUAUACAAAUUCCCCGAUGACGCCUUGGAUCCUUCUCCAUUGUCCAAGCCAAAUAAUAUGUGGAUGUCAAAAGAUCCUAAGAUAUUGGAUGAGUUCAGAAAACCUAGUACACUUCCGAAUGGGAUUUUUGGUCAAAAACAGGGAUUGGAUAUGGAUAUGUUGACAAAUCCCUCCAGUUUUCCCAAUCCAUGGGAUUCUCAGUUCUCUAAGAGUCCGCAGAUGCCAAAUGAAAUAAAAAAGCCCUAUUUCUCUUUGAGUGAUAUAAUGCCUGGUCAUAAUCAGGUAUCAGAUACAGCUAUGAUGAACAAUUUGGAUUGGCAUGGCAUGAGGAAAUCUGAGAAUCAGAGUGGGGACAUUAUUGGUGAAGUUAUUGACCUUACUGAUAGUCCCGUAUCAGGUCAGGAUUUUUCCUCUAUUGGUAGUUCCAUGAAAUUCUCACUUUCUGUGCCUGAGAUGGAUAAUUACUUGACAAGAAAGUCUAAAACUGCUAGAAAAUUGUCAUUUGGUAAAAGCAGUCACGCAACUUGCUCAGUGGCUGCUGAGGUUAACUCAAAUUCAGAUAUCUGGAGUUUUAAGAAAGUUCAGAGGCAAAAUUUCCCAGAAGUAGCCAAUGAUUACCAAGUGCUCUUAGAAGAGGGCUCAACAGAGAGAACUGCAGCAGAUUCAAUGGGGUUAGCAUUCCAAGAGAACAAGAUAUCAUCUUAUGGGGCAACACCGCUCUCAAAUGCUCUCAGUUCAACUCAUCCGCAACAGAAUUCACCCUGGACGAUAGAAUUUCUUAACAGAAUCAGGGAAAAAAGCAGAUUGCGUCAGCAGUCCCUUCCAUGUGACACAUCUUCUCCUUGUUUAGGGUAUUCGGGGAAUAUAUCAAAAGUUUCUAAGAGAAAAAGUCCCUCUAUUCUUGAAUUUUUCAAGUACCAAGGAAGCAGCAUGCCUAGACCUGAACAAAAGAGGCAGAAGAAAUCUGUUGAGUCAUCAAACUCAUCCAAAAAUAAAAAAGCUUCAUCAUCUGUUUUUCCCACACGGACCCCUUCUGACAAGAGAGCACGAAAGACGCUAUCUUUUGCAAUGAAUGGAAGUGGAAGCCAAAGUAAGCUGGUCUGGAGUGAUGGAACUCAUGGUCUGAGUAAAAAGUUUCGGAAUCAACUAUAACGAUGCCGAGGAAGUUUUUCAGCAACAUCAAUUAAUUUAAGAUCGUGACGAGAAAACUUCUGCUAGAGUGCAUCUGUUUUAGACAGACAUUGCAACAUGUUUCGAAGCAUAUAAAUAAAGGGCGUCUCAAUAGUAAGCUUCAAUAUCACAUCUGAUACGCUAACCGUGCCAUUAGUAGUAUGUUACAUCACAGUCUGAAGCACAUCUAAAGUUGGCCUCUUAAUGGUAAGUUCCAACAUCAAACUUGAUAGCCUAACUAUGCUACAAUAGAAUAUAUGGCCAAUAGUAUUGAACUGACUUCACUGAUGCAUUCUGGUUUAGGCUCAACGAUACCGAAAUGUCAAACCAGUUUCGGAUCUCAAAUUACUUCAAACUGGCAGAAAUAAGGACAAAAGUUGACAAUUUUAUGUAGAUGAUAGUUUCCAAAAUUUGUGCCUGUAGUUCCGUUACCACACAUUAUAUUUGGUAAAUUCCAUGUUCCUACCCUAAACUAUAAGGCCAGUUGCUUAUUAAAAAACUUUUUUUUUUUGAUAAGUAAUAUGAUAUUUCAUUGAUAAAAGGAUAGGCUUAGCCCAAGUACACUAGAGGUAUACAAAAGCAUACACCUUUUUAAGAACUAAUAACAGUUACAAGACAAUCAUGAAAACUAAGCCCAUUUAAAUCCAACCCAAUAGCCCACAUAAAUAGAGUCUUCCAAAAGAAACUCCUAAACUCUUCCAAGGAACGUUCAUGGUCCUCAAAGAGUCUUUCGUUACGUUCACUCCAAAUACACCAAAGAAUACAAAUAGGGGCCAUUUUCCAAACAGCUGCAAUCUGUGAUGUCCCAGUAAUACCUCUCCAGCAUGCCAGAAGAUCAACCACCCGGCCUGGCAUCACCCAUGCUAUUUCCAUCUUGCUGAAAAAGUAGUUCCACAUGUCUCUAGCAAACUCACAGUGUAAAAGUAGAUGAUCCACCGUUUCCCCACUCUUCUGACACAUACAACACCAGUCCGUGAUAACAAGGCCCCUUCUCCUCAGAUUAUCAUUAGUCAGUAUCUUGCCUAAGGCUGCUGUCCACACAAAAAAGGCAGCCUUUGUUGGUGCUUUAGUCCUCCAAAUGUUCUUCCAAGGGAAAGGAUGUCCUUGUUGCACAAUAAUAGAAUUAUAAAACGAGCGUACUGUGAAUUUUCCUUUCCUAGAAGGUCUCCAAAUCAUCACAUCUUCAGUUGUGGCAGCAACAGGAAUGUUAUACAGCAAGUUAAAAAAAUCCAUCAGCAUGUUCACUUCCCAGUCGUGUACCUCCCGAUUUAGGCUGAUAUUCCACUCUUGUGAACUUUGUAUAGUUACCCUCAAAUCAGCUACCAUGGCAUCUGGAUCCCUUGCAAUACUGUAAAUAGCGGGAUAAGCCUCCUGCAACACUGUGUCACCCACCCAACAAUCCUUCCAAAAGCGUAUCCUUCUUCCAUCCCCCAAGCUCAAUCGAGUAUUACUAGCAAAAGAAUCCCAUCCUUUCCGUAUGAACUUCCACAACCCCACUCCAUAGGACCCCCUUCCCUCUUUUGAACACCAACUCCCCAUUUCACGACCAUAUUUCAAAUCUAUCACCCCUUCCAUAAAGCUCCACUCUCAUUGUUAUAUCGCCAAAGCCAUUUUCCUAGUAAAGACCUAUUAAGAAUCCUCACAUUCCUAACCCCCAGUCCGCCAUCUCUCAAGGAAUUGCACACCUUAUCCCAACCCACUAAAUGAAACUUAAACUCCUCUCCUAUUCCACUCCAUAAAAAAUCACGUUGAAGUUUUUCCAUUCUACAUGCAAUGCUAGCAGGAAGAGGGAAUAGAGACAAAUAGUACGUGGAAAGAUUUGAGAAAGUGCUCUUAAUAAGAGUGAGCCGCCCCCCUUUGGAUAAAUAUAACCUUUUCCAACCAGCCAACCUACGCUCAAAUUUUUCCAAAACCCCAUCCCAAAUAGACUUAGCUUUGAAAGAAGCCCCCAAUGGGAGCCCAAGAUACUUCAUUGGCAAGGAAGAGACCACGCAUCCCAAUAUGUUAGCCAAUCUGUUCAUGUUACUUACAACCCUACUGCGACCAUUUCUGUCUUAUCAAGAUUAAUCUUCAAUCCAGAAAUAGCUUCAAAACAAAGUAGAAUGGCCUUCAAUGAUUGAAUAUGUCCAACAUUUGCCUCACACAACAGCAAGGUAUCAUCUGCAAAUAAAACGUGAGAAAUAAUAGUUUGGCUAUGUGAAUCUCCCACAGAGAAACCAGAGAAGAACCCUCCUCCUACAGCCGCCGUCACCAUUUUACUCAGAGCCUCCAUGACUACUACAAAUAAAAGUGGUGAUAAUGGAUCUCCUUGUCGUAGCCCUCGCGAACUGUUAAAGAAGCCCACUGGUUCUCCAUUUACCAAUACCGAGAAACAUGCCGUUGACACACAAUGCUUAUUAAAAAACUAUGAGGCCAGUUGCAAUGUUCCCCCUAUACUUUAAGUUCAAGUAAUCAAUGCUGCUCGGUAUGGGAUUAGUAGCAAUAUCCUCCUAUCUUUAAAGUUUCUCUAAUUUGUAUUUAUACAAAUGAUGGAUAAGUGCAAUUCACUUCUCUUUUUUUCCUUUUCCUUUUACUUGGAUGGUCUGUUUAUUGUCAAUAACCACACAUCUAAAACAUGAAGCUGAUGUUAAUUUUUGAGAAGCUCUUCAAAAUAGUAGUGAACAUGGUCGAUAUUUUUACUUUUGACAAGGCUACAAACCUUUAAGAGAUUUUUUUCAUGCUGUGUUUUCCUAUAAUGGGAUCUCUGUAUAAUUCUUCAUUUUAGAGUGUCAUAUGACUCUGAAUAUGGGAAUCACAUAGUUCCUUAAGCCCCCGAAUGUAGAAUUAAUUGGACAUAGAAAAGUAAAACCAUUAUAUUGAGAAAGCAUUUAUAGUUUCACAGUAUUGGGAUUCCAUGAGAAAUCCAAAUCUGCUCAACCAAACUCAGUAUCGAUAUUUAUAAGUGGUUAUAUGACGUGAAUCUGAAAUGGUAUUCCAAGACGCAUACCUGUUUUUGAAACUCUUGGUUCGCCCUUUAACCCUUAUUUAUGGCUGAUAGGGAUGCCAUUUGAUCCAAAAACCAACAGUUUUGUACGAGUAUGAAUUCAUUGACGGCAAUUAAUUCAGUAAUUUUGGUCAUCUUAUAACUUUUUAACAAAAGAAAUCAUAAACCAUGUCAAUAUUUGUUUCACUGUCAUUAUGAGCAAUAAAAACAUUUUACAGUGUCAAAUUCCAGAGAUUAGAUGGUGUCUCCUGCAACUAUUUUAUCCAGAUGAAUAUCAUAAAUGAGUAAGUAAAGGCUAUAUCAUGUAAGAAAUGUGUCGAUGAUAAUUGAAAAAAUACAUUCUUCUUGACCAGAUCUAUAGGAAUGCAGAUCCUGAUCCUUGAUCUGCUGCUGAGCAUAUCAGGACAAUGGUUGAUUUUCUAGUAAUCUUGUAUUGUCCCUAAACUUGAUGAGCAAGACACGCAUAGGAAAGUGUUACUUCACAAACUUUACAUUGUUUUCUUGACCACAGUUCAAUGAAGAUGAUGGUCACACCUGGUUUUGGUGCUCAAUUGUUUAACCAUAUCUUGCUGCUGCACUAAUGCGAGGCUCCAUGGUUCUUAUAUCCAGAAUGUUAUAGAAUGCUAAUUCUUCUUUCCAUUCUUGAGGUUUCGUACAGUCAUCACUAGUUGUUGCCUUUCACCUUCAACCUCUGCGAACUUGAGACUUAUCUCUGAAUAUCUCUCUUCCAUUUCUUUCAACUCUCUUUCCAUAUAUUUGUUCCUUUGCUUCAGCAAUGCCACUUCAGAUAACAAUUUGGUAUAAUUGUUGUUGUCCCCAGCAUAGAAACUGGAGACCUUCACCUCUUUCUCAGAGUGGAUAUCUCCUCCCCUGUUAAAAAAAUAAAAUAAAAGAGAGAAAUAAAAAAUAUAUACAAGAAAACAAUCAGUAACUCAACUUUGUCUCCUAUGACAAGCGCACCUAUGCGAAUAAAAUGUGACAGCUUGAAAGCUAAAUAUAUCCAUAACAGGGUACUUGUAAAGGUGCAACAGAUUGAAUUAAAAUUAUAUGAACCUAAGAUCCAAUGCUUGUACCUUUCAUGUGGUACCACAUUAUCUUCUUUCUGCAAUGACUUGUCUUCGAUAGCACCCAUUUUAGAAAGCAGUGGGUUUUCCAGGGCAUUUUCUCUUUCUUCAGACUGUCCAUUGCAGUUCAUGAGCUUUUUCUCCAUACCGGUCAUUUCUUCUUCCUUCUGUAGCUGAUAUUUAAUUUGAAAUAUUUGCCUCCUUAAGUUUUCCUUCUCCAAUUCUUCUUUGUCCAAGACAUGUUUUAACUCAUUAUGCCGAGCUCUAAGGUUUUCCACUUCUGACUGCAGAUCAUUACUCAUCGCUUCCUUCUCAUCUUUUAAGGACCUCAUAGCAAUAAACUCUUCAUGUAUUUUUUCUGUUUCCUUCCUUGCUGAAGCUAAUUUUUUCUCCAAAUCACCCCUUUCUUUGUUCCAUGUUUGCAUGAGCAUCUCCUUUUCACCAACAUAUGUCUUAAUUUGUUCCCUAUCCACCUGCUCAGAGAAGUUAUACUUUUCUUUUGUGAGCCUUUCUACCUCUGCUCUAAGCAUUUGGAUAUCCAUCAAGAAAGCCUCAUGGUCUUCCCUCUCAUGCUUUUGUGCAUAUUCGAGUUGCAUGGACUUUUGGUCUAGUUCCAAUGACAUCUCCUCUAUCUUAUUUUCAUCUAAAUGUAUUUGGUUCAAAAGCUGUUGCUGUUUUACUUCAUUCUGAUGUUUGAUUAGUCCAAGCUCUUCAUUGGCUUUUUCGAGCAGUUCUUCCAAAUUUAUUUUCUGCAGACGCAAUUCUCUAGCUUCUGUCAGUGCUUUUGUGGCUUGCUUCUCAUUCUCAUCAAGCUUAGAUGCCAUUUCCACUGAAAGCCUUCUAAACUCCUCCUGGAGACGCUCAGCCGUAGCAGCAUUGUUCCACCUGGUCUUCCUCAAGCCCUCCUCUGCUCGGAUGGCUCUCUGUUCCUGCUCAGUUUUGGCACAUGUCAUGUUAUUGAGAUUUUCUUCAAAUUCCUGUGCCUGCUUCUCCAGUUCUGUUUCUAAAUUCUGAACCUGGAUUUCAAGUUCAUUUAUGGAGACCAAAGAUUCUGAGAAUUCCUCUGUCUGCUUCUUGAAUUUUCCUUCUAAUCUCUCUAUCUGAGAUUCAAGUCCUUUUAUUGUUUCCAUAGCCGCCAAAUAUUCAUUUUGUAUCAUUUGUUCUUUUACCUGCUUCUUCUCCAACUUCAAUGAGAUAUCAUGGUUUUCCUGCUUCAAAAGCUCAUAGUCCAAGACUAGCUGUUUCAUAUGCAUAUCUAGAUCUUCCUUGUGUUUCUUGUAGAAUUCUAUUUCCCCAUUCAGGUCUCUGAUAUUCUGCUUCAACAAAUCUACUUCCUCCGAAUUAUCAUGCUCUUUAGCCAAUUCUUCGAGUGUUGAAUUUUUAUCCCCAUUCAUUUUGGAGCUGGAAAGAUCCCUUAUUUCCCUAUUUUUUCUCUCCAGCAUUUCUUCAAGAUCUCUCACUGCAUGAAUUAAAUCGGCAUUUGAGUCUUGUGUCUUCUGCAGCUGUAACUGAAGAUCCUUAUUUAUAUUCUUUUCAUAAUUAAGCUCUUGCCUCAUUGCUUCUAAUUGAACUCUUGCACCUGUAAUCUCAGACUGCAACGUUUUCAGAGCUUCUGCCUCGUUAUUACGUUUAUGCAGUGACUUGAGCUGUUCACAUUCUAUUUUGAGUGCAUCUUUCUCCUCUUUGAGGCUAAAAAUAUUUCUCGAUAGGGUGUCUCCUGCUUGUUUCCUCUCUUUCACAAUUUGUCUCCGAAGUGACUCUAGUUCCAUUUCUGAUACUUCUGCUUGCCUCAUCAGAGCAGCAAUUUCAUUUUUGAACUUUUUGAUGGCAUCAUCUGAUGCCUCUUGCAACCUUUCUCCUGGAAGGUUGUCCUCGGGGCUGUUUAUUGAGUCAACUAAACUUCCGUAUGAAGCUGAAUCCAUUGAGCAAUCCGUGUUUGACCUCCGAUGCACAUGAUUUUUUGUGAUUAUGGAAUCAAGAAUUCCCUUCUGAGGCAUGGAAUUCCGUCUGAUAUGUGUCCGCAAGCUGGUAGGUUCAUGAUGAAUGCUAUUACUCCUCAAUCCAGGAUCUUGUUGAGUACUUUGUAUAGAGCUGGUAUCCCAGUAUGAUGCUAAUGUGGCACUAGAACCAGUAGAUGCUCUGGAGAUGCCAUUUUGUUCAGAUAUUUGAGACAUGGUUCCAUUCCGAUGCCAAUCCUGUACAGCAAUCAACAAAGAAUUCUACAAUGACUCUUCAAAGGAUGCCAUAUAUUUCUACUAUUUUGAUAUUGUGCCAUUUUAAGCUUAUUGAAAUUGUUGUUCUGCUCCUGAACUUGCUAUAGGAAAAUAUUAACAGGUACAUGACCCGAGACCUUACUUUAGCAAAAUUGUUCAAGUUCUCAUCCGUACUGCAAUUCCCUGGUUGGUUCUUCAGGUCUUCGUCAUGGGAAAGCGAUGGAGCUUCACCGUCUCUGUGUUCAAAAUCUUAAUCAUGUAAUUUGACUUUUUUAACAGAGAACAAAAGAAGAGAAGAAAAAAGCAAGCUUCCACUUACUUUUGAUCAGUAGCUUCCUCCAUCUUCUGAAUUGUCACCUGUCUCAAUAAUUAUUUCAAAUAUCAGGAAUCACAGAAGAAACUAGAAUCCAAUGAAGAUGCAGUUCUAAUAAUUUUUUAUUGUGUUUGUAAGUUACGUGUAGGACGGCGCCAGAGUUGGCAAACUUGAGGGGCAGAGAAACCGUGGAUGGCUUGGCUUCUGCGGCAAAAUCUGUAAAAUCAAAUGAAGCUUCUCCGAGAUAACCAGAUUUCGAUGAUCCCUGCAAGAACACAUCAACUUGCCAUGAAAACCCACUCUGAAAGUAGAAUCAAAACUGAGAAGCGGCGACAAUGCCAUACAGUUGAAACAAUGAAAUGGUUCCAUCCUGAACUGCAGCUCUCUCUAGUCUCACCGUUGGCUUUCCAACAUCCUCCGGCACCAAAGAUAUCAUCAAUGUAGAUUUUUUCAGCUUUGGCACCUGAAAAAAUGGAGAUGCAAGAACCAGAUUUCAGGAAAGAUAGUUUGGUCCUCUACUAAGCUCAAUUCAAGAAUAUUCUGAAAGCAAAGGAGGUGUGGUACAGUUAAAACCUUGUAAUUUUCCAGCUUAAAACACUAAAAAGAUUCUGGUAAAGGGUCUGCAAGUGAGAAGUUGAAGAUUGUGUAGAUAAAGAAUUGAUGCCAACGUUACAGUACAUAGUAGAAGAAGCUUCUCGUUAAUAUUUUAAUCAAACCAUACAUUGUAUUUGUACGGGGACAUGAGUGAAUCACAUCAUGGUUUACUUUUGGCUCGCAUAAAAGCACGAGGCUUUAUGGUGUAAAUGACAUAGAUGACCCUGUACUUCAGUACUGUCUGCUGUGGCUCGUCAUCCUCACUUAUUAGGGAGCCAUCUUUUAGGUUGGGGUUUCAAUGCGGCCUUUACGGUUUUGGCUUGCUGCUACUUCCAUUUAAUAAUUUUAAUGUAUUCCGAUCACAUGAAGAUCGUGAAUAAUUAAUGAUUCUAAAAUUCUACAUAUAAAGUUGAAAGAACA
Carya illinoinensis is the source of this 12792-nucleotide messenger RNA. RefSeq names its product protein SHORTAGE IN CHIASMATA 1. Bases 205 to 5187 code for a protein of 1660 amino acids. Gene Ontology annotation, biological process: resolution of meiotic recombination intermediates; reciprocal meiotic recombination. Lineage: Eukaryota; Viridiplantae; Streptophyta; Magnoliopsida; Fagales; Juglandaceae. The transcript has 12 exons. The record is from RefSeq and is a predicted model, not a curated record.